Anoplophora glabripennis (Asian longhorned beetle) is the source of this 6635-nucleotide messenger RNA. It is a transcript of the gene Sec71, whose product is annotated as brefeldin A-inhibited guanine nucleotide-exchange protein 1. The transcript is spliced from 8 exons. Gene Ontology annotation, biological process: regulation of ARF protein signal transduction. The record is from RefSeq and is a predicted model, not a curated record. Lineage: Eukaryota; Metazoa; Arthropoda; Insecta; Coleoptera; Cerambycidae. Gene Ontology annotation, molecular function: guanyl-nucleotide exchange factor activity. The coding region runs from base 274 to 5295 and encodes 1673 amino acids.
AUGACAUGUCUAGUUGACAGAUUGCUGGUGCCUAAGUUGUAAACAUUUUAAAAAGUAAUAAAAUUAAAGAUAAGUGUGUGUACACGUGUAAAAAUAUUCGUCGAGAAAGUUAAAGACCUCCAUAAAGUGUUGUAUACAGAAAUCGCAGUAAAAUAGCAAAUGUCAGCUAGAUUGCGUUCAAUAUUCAGUUUUUCUACACGUCACAAACGACGAUGAUCCCUUCGGUAUGGUUGAAGGGUUUAAAGAAUUAACUAAUUUUACGUUUUAUUAACAAUGCAAUCCAACAAUAAAACUAAAGAAAUGUUCAUACUGAGGGCUUUGGAGAAAAUUUUAAAUGACAAGGAAAUUAAAAGAUCCCACCAUUCACAGCUUAAAAGAGCAUGUGAAGCAGCUCUUGAACAAAUAAAAAAGGAAACCGCCGAAACCUCAAAAGAGGAUGAGAAGAUAUCGGAUGCACUCCCGUUACCAAAAAGUGGGGAGGCCAACGUCCUUACCACUGAAAAAUAUUUCCUACCUUUCGAACUGGCAUGCCAAAGCAAAUCUUCUCGAAUCGUAGUGACUGCUUUGGAUUGCCUGCAAAAAUUAAUAGCUUACGGCCAUCUGACUGCCAACAUCCCCGACUCUACCACACCUGGGAAGCUGCUUAUCGACAGAAUUGUUGAAACCAUUUGCGCAUGUUUUACUGGACCUCAAACUGACGAAGGAGUUCAGCUGCAAAUUAUAAAAGCGUUAUUGACCGUCGUUACCAGCCAACAUGUCGAAGUACACGAAGGUACCGUCCUUAUGGCGGUGCGGACUUGCUACAAUAUAUUCCUGGCGAGUAAAAACCUCAUCAAUCAGACGACGGCCCGAGCCACCCUGACCCAGAUGCUGAACGUGAUAUUCACCAGGAUGGAGAACCAAGCGCUGGAGGCGGAGGUGCAAGCGGAAAUCCAGUCGAAUCAGUCGAUGAACGACUCGAAGUUAUCGAACGGGACUGAUUAUAAAUCGAAGUCCGAGAAUGAGAUUAAGACCGAGAGCGAGUUGGCUGGGGAGGGCGUUGUUCCGGAAAUUAUCGAGCUUUUGUUGGACAGCGUGAUGGCGGAAGUGGAGAGCAAGCUGGCCGAGGCCCAAACGAAUAAUUCGGUCGAGAACGAGACUCAAAGUGUUUCGUCGUCGAUUACGAGGGUACCGUCUCAGGAGAGCAUGGACACCCAGAGCGAAAACGACUCCGCCGUAACGGCGAAAUUCACCCACAUAUUACAGAAGGACGCUUUCCUCGUCUUCAGGGCUUUGUGUAAGCUCUCCAUGAAGCCGUUACCCGACGGAACUCCCGAUCCUAAAUCGCACGAGUUAAGAUCCAAAAUCCUUUCCCUUCAGCUACUCCUAUCCAUCCUGCAAAACGCCGGGCCGGUCUUCAGGUCGAACGAAAUGUUCAUCACGGCUAUCAAGCAGUACUUAUGCGUGGCGCUUUCCAAGAACGGAGUCAGCUCCAUCCCCAAAGUGUUCGAGUUAUCUCUGGCGAUAUUCCUGGCGCUUCUGUCGAAUUUCAAGCUUCACUUGAAGAUGCAGAUCGAGGUGUUCUUCAAGGAGAUAUUUCUGAACAUCCUGGAAACCUCGAAUUCCUCCUUCGAACACAAGUGGAUGGUCAUCCAGGCCCUGACGCGUAUCUGCGGGGACGCGCAGAGCGUCGUCGACAUCUAUGUGAAUUACGACUGUGAUCUGGCGGCGGCUAACCUCUUCGAACGUCUAGUCAACGAUUUGUUCAAGGUGGCUCAGAGCAGGCACGGCAUAGAACUAGGCGCCUCGCCCAACCAGGAGAGAGCCAUGAAGCUGAGGGGCCUGGAGUGCCUCGUUUCGAUACUGAAGUGCAUGGUCGAGUGGAGCAAGGAUUUGUACGUAAACCCGAAUUCUCAGUCUACCGUGGGGGAACAGCAACACAGGGAAAACGACGACGCUUCGCUGAAGUCCCACGGGGGGUCCUCGAACAGCCUGCAUUCUAGCGAGAGCGGCGGGAAUAAGGAGAUACUGGACUCGCCGGAGCAGCUCGAGGUUCUCAAGCAGCAGAAAGAGGUUUGGGAGACGGGCAUAGACACGUUCAACCGGAAGCCCCGCAAAGGGAUAACUUACCUUCAGGAGCAGGGUCUUCUGGGGGCUACACACGAAGAAGUCGCCAAAUUUCUACACAAUGAAGACAGACUGGACAAAACGUUCAUUGGCGAAUUUUUAGGCGACAACGAUGAAUUUUGCAAGCAGGUUAUGUACACCUACGUCGAUCAAAUGGAUUUCACCAGCAUGGACUUUGUCGCCGCCUUGAGACACUUCCUGGACGGAUUCAGGUUGCCCGGGGAAGCGCAGAAGAUCGAUAGGCUCAUGGAGAAGUUUGCCAGUAGAUACUGCGAGUGCAAUCCGAACAAUGGGCUGUUCGCUAGCGCCGACACGGCUUACAUAUUAGGUUUCUCCAUCAUCAUGCUGACGACGGACCUGCAUUCCCCCCAAGUAAAAAACAAGAUGACCAAGGAGCAGUACAUCAAGCUGAACAGCGGUAACACGGACAGCAAAGACGUGCCCGUCGAGUACCUGUCCCAAAUCUACGACGAGAUAGCCGGCCACGAAAUCAAAAUGAAGAACACGGUGUGCAAGCCGGGCAAGCAGCAGGUGAACAACGAGAAGCGGAGGAAGAUCCUGUUCAACAUGGAGAUGGAAGCGAUAUCCACCGCGGCGAAGAACCUGAUGGAGUCCGUGUCCCACGUCCAGGCGCCGUUUACCUUAGCGAAACACCUCGAGCACGUGAGACCCAUGUUCAAGAUGGCUUGGACGUCGUUCCUGGCGGCGUUCAGCGUGGGCCUGCAGGACUGCGACGAUCCCGAGGUGGCGGCCUUGUGUUUGGACGGCAUCCGGUGCGCCAUAAGGGUAGCGUGCAUCUUCCACAUGACCUUGGAGAGAGACGCUUACGUCCAAGCGUUGGCGAGGUUCACUUUGCUGACCGCCAAUUCCCCGAUCAUGGACAUGAAGGCUAAAAAUAUCGACACCAUCAAGACUUUAAUAAUGGUGGCGCACACCGACGGCAAUUACUUGGGGACCAGUUGGUUGGACAUUUUAAAGUGCAUAUCGCAGUUGGAGCUGGCUCAGUUGAUCGGUACCGGCGUGAGACCGGAAUUUUUAUCCGGACCCGGACACAAGCCCCCCGAUCCCAGCUCGAAGGAGCACAUCGGACAGACCAGUUCCCAGAGCGUCGUGGUGGCCGUGGACAGGAUUUUUACUGGAUCGAUCCGAUUAGACGGCGACGCCAUAGUGGACUUCGUCAAGGCGUUGUGUAAGGUCUCGUUGGAGGAACUGGCGUACCCCGGCCACCCCAGGAUGUUCUCCCUGCAAAAAAUCGUGGAGAUCUCUUACUACAACAUGGGCCGGAUCAGGCUGCAGUGGUCCAGGAUAUGGCAGGUGCUCGGGGAGCACUUCAACACCGUCGGCUGCAACCCCAACGAGGACAUCUGCUUCUUCGCGGUGGACAGCCUGCGGCAGCUGUCCAUGAAGUUCAUCGAGAAAGGGGAAUUCUCGAAUUUCAGGUUCCAGAAGGAUUUCCUCCGCCCGUUCGAGUACAUCAUGAAGAACAACGUGUCCCCGACGAUCCGCGACAUGGUGGUACGUUGCGUCGCCCAAAUGGUCAAUUCCCAGGCCAAAAACAUACGGUCCGGGUGGAAGAAUAUAUUCUCCGUGUUCCACUUGGCGGCGGGCGAUCAAGAGGAAGCCAUCGUCGAGCUAGCGUUCCAAACGACCGGAAAAAUCAUCACCGAGUUGUACGAGAAACAGUUCCCGUCGAUGAUCGACUCGUUCCAAGAUGCCGUCAAGUGUCUGUCGGAGUUCGCGUGCAACGCCCGCUUUCCCGACACCAGCAUGGAGGCGAUACGACUAGCCAGGGCGUGCGCUUGUAGCGUGAGCGGCGCCCCGCACCUGUUCGCCGAGCACGGCGGUAUGGAAAGCGACAUGGCUGUCCCGGAAGAGGAUAGGGUGUGGGUUCGCGGCUGGUUCUCCCUGCUCUUCUCCUUGUCCUGCGUGGUGAACAGGUGCAAGCUGGACGUGCGGACGCGCGCGUUGACCGUGCUCUUCGAGAUAAUAAAGACGUACGGCGACACGUUCAGCGCCCACUGGUGGAAGGACUUGUUCAAGGUGCUCUUCAGGAUCUUCGACAACAUGAAGCUUCCGGAGAAGCAACCCGAGAAGGCGGAGUGGAUGACGACGACGUGCAACCACGCCUUGUACGCCAUCGUGGACGUUUUCACGCAGUACUUCGACGUUUUGGGGCCGCUCCUGCUGGAGGAGUUGUAUUCCCAGCUGCACUGGUGCGUCCAGCAGGAUAACGAGCAACUCGCCAGGUCCGGGACCAACUGCCUGGAGAAUCUGGUGAAUUCCAACGGUCACAAGUUCAACGAGGCGACGUGGGACAAGACGUGUCAGUGCAUGUUGGACAUAUUCAACUCUACCGUACCGUCGGCGCUGCUUACCUGGAAGCCGGAAUCGAUGAAAACCACGGCCAUUAUCGAGCAGAACGGCGACGCCGGCGUCAGCAGGGGCAUCCUUAAGAGAUCGAACUACCAGGAAAAUGGCGUCAACAAUUCCGACGUGAACCUGUUUAACAGCCUCACGAUUAAAAGUGCCGUGCAGCUGGAGCUUAUUCAGACCAUUGACAAUAUAGUGUUCUAUCCCGCGACUUCCAGGAAGGAGGACGCCGAGACUCUGGCCCUUGCCGCCGCCGACAUGACCGGGAGCGGGUCUCUCACCGAGUGCCAGAGGGAGGAACAGGGCAUGUACCGUUUGUUGAGUUCGCCGCAUCUCCUGCAGCUGACCGAGUGCCUUCUCCAAUCUCAUAGAUUCGCGAAAGCGUUCAACCUCAACCACGAACAGAGGAAUCUGCUCUGGAAAGCUGGUUAUAAGGGUUCCGUUAAGCCGAACCUGCUAAAACAAGAGACGCAGAGUCUCGCCUGUUCCUUGAGGAUCCUGUUCAAGAUGUACUGCGACGAAGGAAGGCAAAAGCACUGGCCCGUCAUCGAAAACAAACUGCUCGCCGUGUCCCAGGAGGCGUUAGAAUACUUUUUACAGUUGCAAAGCGAGGGGCACAGAGAGGCUUGGACGUCUCUGCUGCUUUUGGUGAUGACUAGACUGCUGAAGAUGCCCGACAACAGAUUCGCUGUCCACGUUUCGAGGUACUACCCUCUGCUCUGCGAGAUCGUAUGCUUUGAUCUCAAGGCGGAGCUCAGGUCGAUCCUAAGGAGAGUCUUCCUGAGAAUAGGCCCCGUUUUCCAUAUCACCCCGACAUAGUCCAAAGCGAAAUUCAAACAUUUUUUUAGUUGUUUAACCGCUGGCAAAUAAAUUUGACAACUCGUAAUCUCCGCUAAGGGAUUGUUUCAAGUACAAAAAGAUCUGUCGUUAAAUUUUCCUUUCACGCGUAAUUUAGGACGACGUUAUUUUGCUGAAUUGGAUCGGGACAACUCUUUGACUUUACGGAGACUGUCGCUUGUGUGCUAAUAUUUCCAGACAAAAAAAUUCUGGGAAAUUUAGAGGGCUCUGUAGCAAAUAGGCGACCGGCGAUGCGUUUUUAUAGAUUUUAUUACACUGUUCGUCUAAAUGUGGAUCAAUGCACGAAUAACAGACUUUCCACCAUUCUAACGCAGGUUUUCUAUAAGAUGGAGUUGGUUUGGGACUCGGAUUACUUUUUGUUGUCAAGAAAUUUGUAAUUCGCACUGUAAAUUACAAAUUUCUUUACACCAAAACGUUAUUUGAGUUUCAAACCGAGUCCAUUUUACAGAAAACCUGCGUUAGAAUGGUGGAAAGUCCGUUAUUUGUGCAUUAUUUCGUAUUUAGACGAACAGUGUGUAAUAAAAUCUAUAAAAAUGUAUCGCUGGCUGGCUAUUUGCCGUAGAGCCCUCCUAAGUAUUUUAGAUUAUGUCCUUGUUUAUAUAUUUAUAGUUAGAGGUGUAAAUACUAGGUGGCGACACUCCAUCUCUCUUAUAGUUGUCCUAUAAAGGUGGUAGUGGUUUUUUGGGAGUGCCGCCAUCUGGUGUUCUUGUCUCUAAGCUACUAGAUGGGGACACUCGGGAAGUUCCCGUCAUUCUUGUGCUAUAAACGAAGGUGGAUUUUUUGGGAGUGUCGCCACCUCUAAGGUUGGAUGAUCUAGCCGUAUAAAUAUAUCGACAAACGUUUUAUGCAUGACGGUUUGAAGUAUUGGCGUGCGAUUAAGGACGAGCAUCCUGUAUAUUCGCAGCCGCUACGCCACGGUAAAAACUUUAUUAGGAGUCGUAGGUGAUAACAAAUAUCUAAUCAUUUGUUUAUAGUUAAAUAUUUAUAGUGUACAUAAAAAAAAUCUUAGAACCAUUCCCGUACUAAGUGAUACAUAUUACAGUUAAGAGAUACAUAUAAAUAAAUCUAAAAUUUGUUACGUGCCUUCACUAGCAGUUGUUGUAUUUUUAAAUUAUUGAAUGUCAAAUUGUGACUAAUUUAAUCUCUCGAGGAUUGAGUUUUACACGCAGCCCUGCGUUUGUCGUCGGUUCGUACGUCUUAUUGGUCGCCUUUCUUUGUGAAUUGUAAAUACAAGGUAUUCGACGAGUAGUAAAUUUAUUUUUAGCAUUUUAUUAUCAAUAAAAGCUUUAAUAAAACCACCA